GUGCGCUCCGCCUGCAAUGCGUGCCACCAGUUCAAGAUCAGAUGCUCGGGCGGGGAGCCGUGCCAGCCAUGCCGGGACUCGAUGUUCCUGUGCACGUACAGCCCGGGCCGGAGGCUUGGGCGGCCUAAGGGGAGCAAGAACAAGCGGACGCUGAUGCAGGGGCAGCAGAACAACCCCAAGCAGAAGCAGCCC
Molecule: messenger RNA, 192 nt
Organism: Lasiosphaeria miniovina
Lineage: Eukaryota; Fungi; Ascomycota; Sordariomycetes; Sordariales; Lasiosphaeriaceae
Exons: 1
Biological process (GO): regulation of DNA-templated transcription
Molecular function (GO): zinc ion binding; DNA-binding transcription factor activity, RNA polymerase II-specific
Source: RefSeq, a predicted model, not a curated record